Messenger RNA from Astyanax mexicanus (Mexican tetra), 3493 nucleotides. RefSeq names its product beta-1,3-galactosyltransferase 2-like. The transcript is spliced from 2 exons. The record is from RefSeq and is a predicted model, not a curated record. NCBI's taxonomy places the organism in Eukaryota, Metazoa, Chordata, Actinopteri, Characiformes, Acestrorhamphidae. The coding region runs from base 787 to 2070 and encodes 427 amino acids. Gene Ontology annotation, molecular function: N-acetyl-beta-D-glucosaminide beta-(1,3)-galactosyltransferase activity. Gene Ontology annotation, cellular component: membrane.
ACUGAGAGACGACGGCGCAGCACAGCGUAGAGAUGAAGCCGAGGCAGAGACGGUCAGAAGAGGAGGAGGAGAGGAGAGAGAAAGAAAGAAAGGGGGAGGGAGAGGAGAGAAAGAGCGUGACUGAAAUGGAGAGAAUGGUGCACGAGAGACAGAGGAAGCUGUGAGCAAAAGAGAAAGAAAGAAAGAAGGCGGCGGCGACGAAAACAACGGUAUGUGCAAGAGAGGGAAGGGAAAAGGGAAGGCAAAAUUUUUAAUAUAAAAAACGUGCGCCACACAGGAAAGCUAAAACACAGAUUUUAGCAUCACGAAGCCGAGAAGCUCCGUCCAGCAUCAGGAGGAAGAGAAAGAAAACGAUGAUGACGAUGAUGAAUAUAAAGAACACAGUGAUGAAAAGAAGGCGGCCGCACUGACGUCCAACGACGUCCACCGACUCCUCGUCUACUGAAGAGAUACUCUACUGGGUUUUGGAGGGUUUUGAGAGGCGCAACAGAGCCAAGAAAGAACUGAUAAAAGGAUAAAAGGGAGGAGGAGAGGAGGAGAUAACCCCAUGCUCAGCCAAAAAGCAACGGAAAACAGAUAAGCUACGCAAAUUCUGCAUCAAAACGAUGGAUCCUCAGCACGCCCCGAGCUGCCCACAUGUGGCAGUAACAGUCAUGAGCCCUGGUACCAAAUGUGGCGUUAUUACCUGCCGCCAGUCCUCAGGGUGAGAAGAUCUCACCGCAGUGGCUGAUUCAUCCCUCACCCGGACGCUUUUUAUUAAAGCAUCAGGACCCGAGCAGGAGAGUCAUGCAGUGGAAGCGGAGGCACUGCUAUACGAAGAUCGCUGGGUUUCUAGUUAUUCUAUUUUUUGCGGUUGUGUUACUCGUUUGCUAUCAACACAACCUACUGCCAGGGAAGAAGAGCCACCAGGACAGCGGUGUAACGCACACCUCGCCGAGGCUUCAACCUCGCAGGACUGAGCAGAACUACAGCAUCACUAAACAGAACAGCUGGAAGGAGGAAACAUCGUCAUCGUCAUCCUCCCCACUGCCGCACAAAUCAGAGGCAAACCUCAGCUCCUUCGUGGAGGACUCUUCUCAGCAGGGGCUGAAGAACUCCAACUCUUUGAGCUCCAACAUGAACACAAGUUUAAGCGAAGAGAUAAGAGCAGAGAGCGUCCUGAAGGUAGAACCCUACAACUACAUCAUCAACGAAGAAGAGAAGUGCCUGAAAGACGAUCCGUUCUUAGUGUUGCUGAUCGCAGUUAAGCCGCAGUACGUCGAAGCGAGGGACGCCAUCAGGCAGACGUGGGGGAACGAAAGCGUGGCUGGGGGUUUGGGAUUUGUGCGGCUGUUCCUGUUGGGAGUAAUGGAAGGCGACCAAGGUCUCAGCAGCCAAUUACAGCAGUCCAUCGCCGCAGAGAGCCAACAGCAUCGAGACAUAAUCCAGCAAGAUUACGUAGACUCGUACUACAACCUGACCAUCAAGACGCUGAUGGGAAUGCACUGGGUAGCGACGUACUGCUCGGGCGCCAGUUACGUCAUGAAGACGGACUGCGACAUGUUCGUCAAUACGGAAUACCUCAUCCAAAAACUCCUUAAUCCCAGCGUUCCACCAAGAAAAAAGUACUUUACCGGGUACCUCAUGAGGGGCUACGCUCCAAACAGGAACAAACGCAGCAAGUGGUACAUGUCGCCCAAGCUGUACGCCAGCGAGCGCUACCCUACCUUCUGCUCGGGGACUGGGUACGUCUUCUCGGGCGACAUGGCGGGCUUGAUCUAUCGAGCGUCCUUGAGCAUAAGAAGGCUGCACCUGGAGGACGUUUACGUAGGGCUCUGUCUGGCAAAGCUGAGAAUAGAGCCAAUACCUCCGCCCAACGAAUUCCUCUUCAACCACUGGCGCGUGUCUUACUCUAGCUGCAAAUACAGCCACCUUAUUACCUCUCAUCAGUUCCUCCCGACAGAGUUAAUCAAGUACUGGCAUCACCUGCAGAGUAACAAGCACAACGCCUGCAUCAACACACCCAAGGAAAAGGACAAAGUGCGCAGGCUUCGCCAAAGAAAACUGCUCUGGAGUCGUUCCAGCGGGUGAAAGCUUCAGAAGAUAAACUGUGCACACGAACAUUCCUCAAAAAUGAUCUGUAUUUAACUGAAAGGCAAACGAACUUCACGCAAGUGAGCGAUUUCGCAGAAAGGGACAGGGAAACAUUCAGGCAUCGUAAAAAUGGUUUAAACAUAAAAACAGCCCCUUAUAUUUGAGUUUACAAGCUAAUAAAAUUUAACGAGAGGUCCCAACAAACUAGUUUUAACAUACAGCUCUGGAAAACCAACAAACUGAACUGCUUACGCUUUACACUCCUGGUGCAAAAGUUCAAAGUUAUCCAAAAGCAGUGUGUAAGAAGAACAUGAUGCCAAGAUGCAUGUUAAAAAAGAAAUGCUCUAAAUUUUUUUUUUAAUUUGGGAGAAAUGUUGUCUGUAGUUUAUAGAAUAAAACAACAAUGUUCAUUUUACUCAAACAUAAACCUAUAAAUAGCAAAAUCAGAGAAACUGAUUCAGAAACUCAACUGUUCUCUUCAUUUUUUUCCAGAGCUGUAUAUUAAGUUUAUUUCUCAUGUCCAAAUCGGUUAAACAAGCAAAGCACAUGAGCACACUGUAUUUGCUUAUUGGUGAAACAGCCUGGUUUAAAACGAUCUCUGGGGAAAACAAACCCAAUAAAUCAAGUUGACCACUUUGGAUCUUAAUGGUCAGACAUGCAAAGACAUGCACUGGUUCAGUUAUUUAGACUGAAGUUUGAGUCUGAGGGUGAACUAGGUGUCACAAACUGUAUGCGGACGUCAUAUUGAGGGUUGCCUCCCACUGAUACAAACAAAUUCAGAUUUUAUAUUUUAACAGUUAAGAAAAGCCAGUUUAUACUUGCUUUACUUUACUUUAUAUUUUUUGGUCUAUUUUUAUACAUAAGGUGCAUCGAAUUAUAAGGCACAUUAUGAGACACAAGUAAGGAACAGGGGUGUUGCCGUGUUUUCCUUCUAAUUCAGCAGGUCUGGCGACACUUAAAAAUAAAAUAAAUGAAAAGAAAAGAAAAAAAAUGUAAUCCCUUAAAAACUAUAUAUAUUCUUUUAAAUUAUAAAGAGUGUUGGAUGUUAAUUUACACAGAUUUCCCUCCUUAAAACUGUAAGCUUUGAUUUAGCAUUAGUGGCUAAUUGCUAGGGCUAGCCGCAGUUAGCAGCUAAUGUGCAUGACAGCUAGCCAGGGUUAUCCGCAGGCUGCAGGCUGAUAACUCUAUACGGCAAAAGAGCUAGCGCUUAGCACAGUUAGCGGAUAAUGCUAAUGCUGUAGGAGAACUAAACUGAAACAUUAUACUAAACUGUAUAACUCUGUACUUCAGUGGAGUGGCUUUACUGCUUCUUAAAUACCUGACUGAUAGAAUUCAUACAUAAAAUACACUGGAUUAUAAGGAGCUCUGAUGAUUUUUGGUAAAAUUAAAGGAUUUUAAGUGCACCUUAUAGUACGAAAAA